This is a messenger RNA of Trichoplusia ni (cabbage looper), 1580 nucleotides long. Its product is annotated as alpha-tocopherol transfer protein-like. Gene Ontology annotation, molecular function: phosphatidylinositol bisphosphate binding. Lineage: Eukaryota; Metazoa; Arthropoda; Insecta; Lepidoptera; Noctuidae. Gene Ontology annotation, cellular component: membrane. The coding region runs from base 122 to 1048 and encodes 308 amino acids. The record is from RefSeq and is a predicted model, not a curated record. The transcript has 6 exons.
UCAAAGGACUCUGCUCGAGAACGGGUGUUGUGACUUGUGUUUCGAAGCCGGCGCAGUUAGCUCCGCGCCGCAACACUGCGCGCGCGCCUGUUGCUCUUUGUUUAAAUUAAGGGCAGAAAAAAUGCCGACCCCAGAUUACAGCGUGGACCUGGACCUGGGUGAGCCGCCGCCGGAACUGAUGGAGUACGCUCGUCAGCACUGCGGAGAGGACCCCAACACAAGACUCCAGGCCAUCUACGAACUGAGAGAAAUGAUUUAUGAACGCGGUGAAUGCAACCCUCAUCGGAUGGACGAUGAAUAUUUAAUUAAAUUUCUGCGCGCGCGCAACUUCAUUCCAAAACGGGCACAUAGAUUGAUCGUGAACUACUACCAGUUCAGAGAAGACUACCCUGAGUUGUUCGAGAACGUGUUCCCCCUGGACCUGAGGACCAUCGGCGACGCCAACGUGAUGGCGGUGCCGCCCUACAGGGACCAAGAUGGACGACGGCUGCUGUUCUAUAGAAUAGGUUGUUGGAACGCAAAAUCCAUUCCGGUUGAAGAUCUGUUCAAAGCCACUAUUAUAGCUCUGGAGCUCGGCCUACUGGAGCAGAGGUCACAGAUCCUGGGAGGAGUCGCCGUGUUCGACCUACAAGACAUCGGCACUCAGCACGCGUGGCAGAUCACACCCUCUGUCGCUUCCAAAAUGGUCAAACUUAUGGUGUCAUGUUUCCCGGUUACGACCUACGCUAUCCACAUCGUCAACCACUCCUGGCUGUUCGACAAGAUCUUCAACAUCUUCAAGCCGCUGCUGAACUCCCAGAUGCGGUCGAAGAUCUACUUCCACGGCCACGACAUGAGCUCGUUACACAAACACAUAAAACCUGACCACCUACCGGAGAGGUACGGCGGAGUCUGGCCAGAUUACUCCUACACGAUCUGGCUAAACUCCUUGAAGAAGAAUUAUAGUGUAGCCAAAGGAGUCAUCAGCUACGGCUACAAGUUCCGGGAAAAUGAGGUAGACCCUGAGGUCGCGAGGCAGUUGAAGGAGAAUGGCUUUAAGUUAUAUUAAAAGCCAGAGUUAGAGCAAAAGAAGCUAAUUAAGUAACGCUUUCUUUUUGGAUACUUUUAAGUGACUGGCAGUCACAGUAAAUACCUGCCUCCAAACAUUUCAAACUUUUCGGAAGAUAGUAAAUGCAUAUAAGAACAAAUGUUAAGCGGAUAAAAUCAUCAACAAAAGGUUUUCUGCUUCUAUAGUAAUUUAUAAUUGUUAGGAUUAAUUUCUUCUUUCAUUCCUUCUUAAAAUAGUUUUGUUAAGUUUGUCUGCUUGAUUAUUUGAAAGCAUAUUUAUGUAAGUUGCUUUGCUUGUGCUACAAAUGAUGUAAUAAUUAAGAUUAAUAUUUAUACAAAAUGAAGAAAUGCCCGAAAACUGCUUGCCAUUUAGCGUAUUUAGAUUUGCCUUAGAGCCUGUAGUUUAUUAUACUUACAACAAUGUUAGCCGCCGUAAGUAGUUUCAUUAUAGAAAAAAUAAAAUAGUGUUAGAUUUAUUUCAAGAACAAAAUCCAAUAUUGGUUUUUCAUUUAAUUUAAUCGCAGUCUUUACUG